This is a messenger RNA of Durio zibethinus, 2828 nucleotides long. RefSeq names its product LEC14B protein-like. Gene Ontology annotation, cellular component: Cul4-RING E3 ubiquitin ligase complex. The record is from RefSeq and is a predicted model, not a curated record. Lineage: Eukaryota; Viridiplantae; Streptophyta; Magnoliopsida; Malvales; Malvaceae. Gene Ontology annotation, molecular function: protein binding. Gene Ontology annotation, biological process: proteasome-mediated ubiquitin-dependent protein catabolic process.
UUGGUUGACUCUUUUUCAGUUUUGUUGUUAGUUGUUACUUGUGUUCAAGUAAAUUUGGGUUUUCUUUUUGUUUGACGAUCGAAUCUUUGGAUAAGGCUUUUGUUUUGUAAGUAUUCUAUUCUGUGCAAACAAUUUGACUUGGCGAUAAUUAUAACAGAUGCUGAGUAACUAAAGAAGAAAGUUUACCUUUUGGCUUCUAUUCGGAACUGGGUUUGCUUUAAAUAUCAUGGUUAUCACUAAAUUUAUGGUGGUAGAUUUACAAAUAUGUGGAUUUUAGCGAAUUAAAAGCAAAAACCUUUUCGUUGUUUUGGGUUUUCUUACACCUUUUUUUGGGUAUGAAAAUGACUUUAAAUUGGUCAAACUGUGCUGAAAUUCGUUUUCUUGACUAUUGAUCAUGAGUUUGCUUGUCUAUCACAAAUCCCUUUUUUGUUUUUUGGCUUUUUAAAACUCUUCAUAUACCCAAUUUCUUUUUUUUUUUUUUUUUUUUUUAAGGUUUGACAGGUUAAGAACCCAAAAAAUUUGUCCUUUGGUAUAAAGGUUUAACAGAUAUGUAUAUGUAUUAGUAAUACGAAAAUAUCAGCAGCGCUUUUAUAUUAAAAAAUGUUUGUUACUGCCAGUGGGGUUGCCAUUGAUGAAAUGGGGUAUGCCAUGAGUAGGCUGGAGAUAGAAUCUGAGUUGUUUGAUGGUGGUAAUGUCACCAAUGAAGCUGGCAGCAGUAAUAGGUCCAACAAACCAUUGCAUAAUGUAGACCACGAGAUUGCCCAGCUUACAAACCUCAGAUCAAAUCCUCAUGAACGAUUGCGUAAACUCAUGCCUGGAAAGCAGCAAUCACCUGUUUCCCCAGUGAAGAUGUUGGCUGGUCGAGAAGGUAAUUAUUCAGGAAGAGGAAGAUUCUCAUCAGCAGAUUGCUGUCACAUGCUUAGCAGAUAUUUACCGGUAAAUGGUCCUUGGCUUGUGGACCAGAUGACCAGCCGGGCCUAUGUUUCUCAAUUUUCAGCUGAUGGCUCUCUUUUUGUUGCUGGGUUUCAGGGAAGCCAUAUUAGGAUAUACAAUGUGGAUAGAGGCUGGAAAGUUCAGAAGGACAUUCUUGCUAAAAGUUUGCGAUGGACAGUUACUGACACAUCCCUUUCUCCAGAUCAGCGCUAUCUUGUUUAUACCAGCAUGUCACCUAUAGUUCAUAUUGUUAAUGUCGGGCACGCUACCACAGAAUCCCUUGCAAAUAUCACGGAGAUCCAUGAAGGAUUGGACUUUUCUGCUGCUAAUGAUGGAUGUUAUUCUUUUGGAAUAUUCUCUGUGAAAUUUUCAACUGACGGACGAGAACUUGUUGCUGGAAGCAGUGAUGACUCAAUAUAUGUUUAUGAUCUUGAGGCAAACAAGCUUUCCCUUCGAAUUGUGUCUCACACGGCUGAUGUUAACACAGUAACCUUUGCUGAUGAAAGUGGCAAUUUGAUAUAUUCUGGGAGUGAUGAUAAUCUCUGCAAGGUGUGGGAUAGACGUUGCUUCAUUGCAAAAGAUAAGCCAGCAGGGAUCUUGAUGGGACACAUGGAAGGUAUAACAUAUCUUGACAGUCGUGGAGAUGGUCGUUAUUUCAUAUCAAAUGGUAAAGAUCAGACUAUCAAGCUUUGGGAUAUCAGAAAAAUGUCCUCCAAUACCACUUGCAAUUUAGGUUUUAGGAAUUAUGAAUGGGAUUACAGAUGGAUGGACUACCCACCACAGGCUAGAGAUUUGAAACACCCAUGUGACCAAUCAGUGGCUACUUAUAAGGGUCACUCAGUCUUGCGGACUCUUAUUCGCUGUUACUUUUCCCCAGAAUACAGCACGGGUCAGAAGUACAUUUACACUGGAUCUCAUGAUUCUCGGGUUUAUAUUUAUGAUGUGGCAACGGGAGCCCAAGUUGCAGUACUGAAGCACCAUACCUCACCAGUAAGAGACUGUAGUUGGCACCCACACUACCCCAUGCUGGUCAGCUCUUCUUGGGAUGGGGAUGUGGUUAAGUGGGAAUUCCCUGAUAAUGGACAAGCACCAGCUUCUGUGAGCAAGAAGAGAAUCCGGAGGCGAUAUUACUAUUGAAGGCCACCUGUAUCAUCCGUAAGCUAUAAUCAUACUAUAUAUAUGUUAUUGUUAACUGUAUGUUGUUUUAAAUAGCAACUAUGGUUUAUUUUGCAGUAUUGAAAAAGGUGUAAUUGUUUAACAACAUGAAAUGCACUUCCAUGUAUUCAAAUUUUUAGCUGUACGUAAAUAAACAAUACAACUCUCUAUGUAAGUUUUAUCUAUGCUUCAUCCAAACCCUCUCUGUUUUUCUUCCUUGAUUCUGCACGAAGAUCGUGCUGCGUGGUGGAUUGGUCUCUUUCAUCUUUUUCCCACUCUGAUGUAUAUUCCUUGAGAACAAGUUAAUGAAUGCAACGAGCUCGUUCUGCAAUGUGGAAACAAGAAUCAUUACAAUAUAGUUUCGAUCAGAAGUAAGUUUGUGAUGAUGAUGACAUAUUUGUGCUUUGUAGAAUUCUUUCAACAAAUGAACUUUCGUGGUAACUAAUGCUUUUCAACUACACCAAUGAAGCCAAGAAAAAGAGAAAAAGAAAGCAGAAGGUGGAACCAUAUUGUAUGUAUGUCCGUUGAAUGCUAGCUGUUAGUGUUUGUUGGUUAAAGGUGUAAAGCCUGCAAGAGACGCCUGCCCCUCUCAAUUUCUUGAGGUUUUGUCGAGGAAGAAACGAAUAUUUGUUUGGAUUCAUGUGGAUAUAUCUCUCGGCCUCAAUGAACAAACAAUAUGUGGUGGGCCUUAUAUGCCAAGCACCUUUUGCAAAGAAACGGCAAAAAUGUACCUUAGUAAU